Messenger RNA from Lutra lutra (Eurasian river otter), 2965 nucleotides. RefSeq names its product ankyrin repeat and BTB domain containing 1 (gene ABTB1). The coding region runs from base 102 to 1274 and encodes 390 amino acids. The record is from RefSeq and is a predicted model, not a curated record. Gene Ontology annotation, molecular function: protein binding. NCBI's taxonomy places the organism in Eukaryota, Metazoa, Chordata, Mammalia, Carnivora, Mustelidae. The transcript is spliced from 11 exons. Gene Ontology annotation, cellular component: ubiquitin ligase complex; cytoplasm.
CCGCGUGUGUUUACAUCCGGCCGGGGUGCGUCGCCGCCGCCGCCGCCGCUGCAGCCACCGACGCCUGAGGUCGUUCGGCCCGGGUCCGAGCUGCCCGCAUCAUGGACACCAGCGACCUCUUCGCCAGCUGCAGAAAGGGGGAUGUGGGCCGAGUGCGGUACCUGCUGGAGCAACGGGACGUGGAGGUGAAUGUGCGGGACAAGUGGGACAGCACCCCUUUGUACUAUGCUUGCCUGUGUGGGCACGAGGAGCUAGUACUCUAUCUUCUGGCCAAUGGAGCUCGUUGUGAGGCCAACACCUUUGAUGGGGAACGCUGCCUCUAUGGAGCACUGAGUGACCCCAUUCGCCGGGCCCUGCGUGACUAUAAGCAGGUGACAGCCUCCUGCAGGAGGCGGGACUACUACGACGACUUCUUGCAGCGGCUUCUGGAGCAAGGCAUCCAUAGCGAUGUGGUUUUUGUCGUGCAUGGGAAGCCCUUCCGGGCACAUCGCUGUGUCCUGGGUGUGCGCAGUGCCUACUUUGCCAACAUGCUGGACACCAAAUGGAAGGGCAAGAACGUCGUGGUCCUGAGGCAUCCACUGAUCAACCCCGUGGCCUUUGGGGCCCUGCUGCAGUACCUGUACACAGGCCGCCUGGACAUCGGUGUGGAACACGUUAGCGACUGUGAGCGCCUGGCCAAGCAGUGCCAGCUCUGGGACCUGCUCAGUGACCUGGAGGCCAAGUGCGAGAAGGUGUCCGAGUUCGUGGCAUCCAAGCCAGGCACGUGCGUGAAGGUGCUGACUAUCGAGCCCCCACCAGCAGACCCCCGGCUUCGGGAGGACAUGGCCCUGCUGGCCGACUGCGCCCUGCCCCCUGAGCUCCGUGGUGAUCUCGGGGAGCUGCCCUUCCCUUGCCCUGACGGCUUCAACAGCUGUCCCGAUGUCUGUUUCCGGGUGGAAGGUUGCAGCUUUCUCUGCCACAAGGCCUUCUUCUGCGGCCGCAGUGACUACUUCCGGGCCCUGCUGGAUGACCACUUCCGAGAGAACGAGGAGUUGGAGGCCUCAGGCGGCCUCCCAGCCAUUACCCUCCAUGGCAUCUCGCCCGACAUCUUCACGCAUGUGCUCUACUACAUCUACAGUGACCACACAGAGUCAGAGGGGGCCUUAGUCGGUUCCAGAGCAGGAAGGAGUGGUGGGAGCCACACCAUGAGCAUAUGCCACCUGGGGUCCCCGAGUUCUCCAGUUGGAGGGUGGGUAGGGGGAGUAACCCUGAAUUACAACAGUGGGGUACCCUGAGCCUCCUGCCUCUAGAUAGCAGCCCACGCCCAAGGUUCUAGAUUUCUGUGCCCUGUUCUUUUGUGUCCCUGGGUCUUCACCUGCCCCAGAGCAUCCCUAACGUGUGGGCAACACGGGCAGCCAGAGCUAGUGCCAAAGGGUUGUGUGUGUGUGUGUGUGUGUAAAAGGCCACUGUGACAAACGAUAAAUAGAGCACCCACAUCUGGUAACUUAGAGAGAAGUUCGUUUCUCCUUCAUGUCUGAGGUGCGUGCACCAAGUGCGUGCUCUGGGACCCAGGUUGUCCCCUCCAUCUUGUCCCUGUGACAUGGCCUAGGGCAGGGGUCUGCAGACCUCCAGGGACCAGGUGUAAGUGCCUUGUGCACGAGCAUCCUUACCCCGACCAGUCCACGCUGCCGUCACGCCAAGCACCCUCUAGCUGGGGUAGGAGUGAGUGGGUGUGGCUGUGUUCCACUCACGCUUCCUUGCGAAACAGAGCGGACUGGACCUGGUCCUCAGCACCUGAGGUGGCGUUCUGCUCUGCAUCUGGAGGUCGGGGUAUGGGCUGACUCAUGUGUCAGGAGGAAGAGGAAGACAAGGAAAGCAGUUUCCUUUGUCAUAGGCCAGGUGGAGGCCACACACGCCAGUUCUGUGGCUCUGGAGAGAACUCACUUGCCAAGAGUGCAGGCUGGGACAUGCGGCCUCUGGUCAGGAGGAGGGCGCAGGAGACCGGCCAGGCUGUGAUGUUAGCCCUGUGCUCGCUACACGUAGCACCCCCAACCCUAAGGCCAGCAGCCACUGCACUCAGACACUCUUUCCGGCCUCCAGUCCUCCUGCCUCCUCGACUUCAUUCCUCCUGUGGCACAGCUCUUUGGCCCAUGCCAUCUGGGAUCCAUGAUCCGCCCCCCGCCCAGUUCCUGAGGGAGCUUUGCCACUGAGGACAGCUGUUAAUGGCUGGAAGUGUGGCCUUGGGCUGCAGACCUGGUUUGACACUGGGGUUAGCCGUCCACAAGUUGUGUGUUACCUCAGAGCCGGUUACUCAGCUGCUCUGUGCCUUAGUUUUCCCCGUCUAGAGAGCAGGGUCGCUGAUAGCUGUUCUCUUUCAAGGGCUGAUGGGGAGGGAUAUGUGUGUCCCAGGCAAAGAGCCUGACCUGGCGGAGCAGUGCGUGUGUGGCCUGGACGUGCGAGCAGAGGUCCUGCCCACCCUGUCUCCAGCCUGCUGCCUGUGCCUGUCCGAAGUCUGGAUGGGAGCUGAGCCCACUCCCAGCGUGCGGUCCCGGUGUUGGGGGUGGGGGAGCAGGUAAAGAGUUACUGUACCGCCUUAGUGGGGGGACCCCUGCCUCAGUUUAGAGGAGCACCUUCUGUUUUCUGACAGUCUUUUGAGGCGGGCAUGGUUGUGCCUCCCAGAGAGGAGGAAACAGGCACACAGAGAUGAAGUGACUUGCCUAGGAGGGUCCCACAGCUAGAAUUUCAGAAGACGUUCUGUGUGAUUCACAGCUCAGCUUCUUUCCCCUGCUGAGGCCCUGCUGCUUUUGGCCUGCAAGCCUGCCUGGGGCCCGGGAACCCCAGUCCCCUUCAGCCUUUCUGGUCCCACAGUGCCUGCAGCAGUCUGGGCCCUGUGAGGUGUGGGUUGGAGCUCCUGAUCUGCCUUGCUGCCAGGGUCCUGAGUGGCCUUGGUGACCUUGGGGCACACACUCCCUCACCCCUUCUUUCA